This is a messenger RNA of Physella acuta, 4224 nucleotides long. RefSeq names its product CD82 antigen. Lineage: Eukaryota; Metazoa; Mollusca; Gastropoda; Physidae. Gene Ontology annotation, cellular component: plasma membrane. The record is from RefSeq and is a predicted model, not a curated record.
UUUUUAGUCUGGCGAUCAACAUCGCGUAUAUUCGUAUUCUACCAACAAGUUGUUGAGCAUUCGAUAAUAACUAAAUCUAGAAUAAGACAUCUUCGACUGAUUUCCUAGCUUAGCAAGCAGGUGAACAAAUCAAAAUGGGUUUCUUCUCAGGGUGCGCGCGCAUGCUGUUGAUUAUCUUCAACUUAAUCUUCUGGCUGUCUGGAGCAGCCAUCUUGGGUGUUGGGAUAUGGAUCCUGGUGGAUCCAAACUUCAAGGACUACAUGAAAGUCAUCACUGACGGCACCAACGACACGGAGUUUCUCAAGGUGUCCGCGUACAUUCUCAUAGGCUUUGGGGCCUUCAUCUUCCUGGUGGGAUUCUGUGGCUGCUGUGGUGCCAUCAGGGCCAGUAAAUGCCUGCUGGGAUUUUACAUUUUCUUCCUGGUGGUUGUCUUUGCUGGAGAGCUUGCAGCUGGUAUCUAUGUGGCUGUCUUCAGAAAUGAUAUUGACAACAAGCUUAAAACUGGCCUCAAGACCUCCAUUGAGAAGAAUUACAUCGACAAAAUGAAACAAACCUGGGACUCCUUACAAAAAGAGCUCAAAUGCUGUGGAGGCAACAACUACACAGAUUACGAGAACAGUACCUGGAGACAGAACCAGACUGCGAAUGUGAAGGUUCCCAUAAGCUGCUGUGUUCUUGAAAAUGGAAAACCUAAAGAUGAAACUAAAUGCCAAGAACUUGAGGCUGACUACUAUGACAAGGGCUGUCGUGGUGCUUUGCUUGACUGGGUCAACAGUCACAGUUCCAUCCUGAUUGGUGUUGGCUGCGGCAUUGCUGGACUUCAGAUCAUUGGACUCAUUGCUGCCAUUUGCUUCUGCCGCCACAUCGACAGAGACAAGUAUGAGCGCAGUUAAACAGGAUGUAAAGACCUUUUGUUUGCCUUUAUUUAGCAGUGAUGCCUUUUGGAACUCUUUUGUCAUGUAGAGGUUAAAGGUUAAAUUCAGCUCUGGUAAUGGAAGAAAUGACAUGUGCUGGUGCUUUUCAUUUUGUUGACAUGGUGAACAUGGCAUUUUCUUGUCAUUUGAUUUUUGUUAACUAAAUAUACUGGGUUUUUUUUAGAUUUUAAAAAACUUACAUGUUUUAUUCCUUAUCUUGUAAGAUGUUUUUGUAACCGAAUUAUAAAUUUUAAGUUUAGACAUUGAAAAAAUAUUUUGUGUGAUUUUUGAGUCUCAUAAAAGGCUGAAAUUUGAAAGGAUGAAAUUUUAAAAUGAUUAAAUUUUAACACAAUGAAAUAUGUAAUGCCCGUAGCACAAUGAUCUUCCUAUACGUUGCCUACUUACCAAAUUUUGGAACAACGUAACAUCACUCUCUAUUUAAACUUGGGUAAACAAUCUGCAACUUUACAGUUUGAUGAAAAUUUUGUGGCAUCUAAAAAUUGUAACAUACUGAUUUCAUUAUAUAUCUGUUUUUUUCCAUUAUUUUUUAAUAAAUAUUUUAGCAAUAUAUUAUAUACAUAUAUAUAUAUAAUUAUGCUGUCUGUAUAUAUAAAGUUGACUAUCGUUAAAAGAUUUGUAUUGUAUCUGAUUUAAAUAAUCAAACUUAGUUUGCAUGAAUCUCAGAAGUUUUCUCACAAUACUCCUGGUUGACCAGAGAUUAAUUUUUGUCUUUAAGCCUAGAACAUUACUGUUGAUGUGACCACUCAAAACAGAAAGUGAAUAGUUCUAAAUGCUACAGGUUUUGCCAGUGAAUAGUUUUAAAUGCUGCAGGCUCCACCAGCGCUGUUUUAGUGUUGUUUUGUGAACUCACUAAUAUGUGGCUAUCUGAAACUUCAAAACACAACUUUCAUGAGCUCAGAUUUUUUUUUUUCUAACUUCCAUGUCAGGGUUGGUAAAUGAGAUUAAUGCAGUGUUAUUAAUCAAAUCUUAAGUCAAAAAUAUAUCUCAGCGCUUUAAAAUAAAACAUAAGUAUAUUUUAAAUUAAUCUGAAUCAGAUUCUUGUUAAAUUUGUUCUGUAAUAAGUUAUAAGCCUUAUAUCUAUACAUAUAAUUUUUUAGAAGGAAAACAAAUAGUUCUGGAUAUUUUAUUAUAGAAAUAUUCAUAUAUUUAUUACUGUUUCUCGGUGAUAAAGUUUUAAUUAAGUGCUUAGCUUACAUGUUAUUUAUGUAGUCAUCUGUUUAAGCUGUUCCAAUAUAUGCCAAGUCAUUGUUUAAAUAUCUGUGGUCAGUUUUUCAUGUAUAGUUUAUAUAAUACUCUAUUAUGUGAAUAUACAAAACUUAAUAAGAUCAAUUGGCUUUAAUUAUAACUAAGUUUUAAAACCUUUUUAUUUAACUCCUAAGAUCUUUGAUGGGAAGUUAUCUCUACUUAAAACUUAUGCUGAAUUUUUUCUAGCUUUUUUAAACUUAACUGUUAACACUUAUAGUUAGCUAUUAAAAUGCUCAGUAGUAUUCAGAGCAUUCUAAGAUUUAAAUUUGAAGUUUACUUUGUGAAUUAAAAAGUAUUAGCCUACACAAGAAAAAAAAUUCAGAAACCAAAAAAACUAAUUUUAAAUAGUAUUUCUACUUUUUGCAAAAAAAAAAAAAAAAAAAUUGUCUUACUUAAAAUGCAAUUAUUUAAUAAUACUAAAAGGCUUUAAAUUUUAAAAAAAACUUUUUAUUGUUUUUGUAUACAUUUAAAAGAAAUUUUGAACUUAAUUUUCUAACUUUUCUAUUGCAAUUAUUUAAAUCUAUUUUUUAAAUAAAUUUUACCUUUGUAAUUCUAAGCAUUCAGGUGGUGGCAUGUUUUUAGAGCUGUUUAUCUGGCCAUUGUUUUCAUGUACUUUAAAUCUCUAUCUUUAUUAUGUUGGAGUUAUCUGUAUACUACUUUAUUCUUAAGCAGUCAUCAGAAAGUAUUAUUAGUGUACUGUAUAAACUGUUUACAUGUGCAAUUCUAAUGUGCUCUGUAUGAUGUUAAAAUUGUAUUAUGUAAAACUAGUCUUUUUUCUUUUUUUUAAAUGUUUCUUUUUUUUUACCUUGAACAUAUUUUUGUGAUACUUUAGCUGACUUAAGCUACAGAUUUAGUCAAAAGUUUUAAAUCAUAAACCUGUCUCAGUUAAAUUAAAGACAACCUGCGCGGUUUUAACCUCUUGCUCACAUCACCAUCCAGUGUUUGGCUAAUCUCUUCUGUAGAUGUGGACACGUUGCAUGCAGCCUCCAUGUUAAGUUGGUCAACCUUUCUCUCUGACUUAUAAAGUAAACAGAAAACAUUUGUACAUAAAUAUUUGAAAUUUUAAAAGAUAUGCCUUAUUUUUUAAAGUAGCAGUUUUACAGGAACCCUACUUUUUAUGGGCUUGCAUAAUAUGUCAUGCUUUUGUACAACUCAGGGCAAGUAUAAAGCCAUACAGUUAUUUUGUAGAAGACAGGAGCCAAAAAAAGUGAAAUUUUCUAAUUAAACAGCACUAUAUAAAUGAACAAAUGUGUAAUAAGAUCAAUAAAAUGCUUCAAUAACUUAGGUAUGUAUUGUGCUUACAUUUUUUUAAUAUGCAGUUUUAUACUAUUACUUUUUCUUUAGCUUUAAAGCAUAUUACAACUAUAUUGCCUAAUUGAUAAACAUAGCUUCAUGAAUAUGGUUGUUACCGAUGAAAAAAUCUAUACACCAAGAAUUUAAUUUAGAAUUUUUUUUAUGCAAUUGUAUGAAGUCUUCUUUAAAUGCUUUCACAUGCUUUGGGGGGAGGGGGGGGGGUAAAUUUGAGGCUGCAUUUUAUUAGUUAUUUUGCAUUUUUUAAACACAGAAAUAAUGUAAAAAUUAAUGAACACACUUAAUGAUAACCAAGGUCAGUUAAUAUUUUAGAUAAUAACAAAUAAUGAGUUUUAAAAACUACAAACUUCAAGUUUGAGAGGGGUGUAGGCUUAGGUGUGUAGUCUGAAAUGUAUUGCCAUUUUGGGGGUGGGUGGUAAAAAUCUUUAAAAAAUUUUGUGACAACAUGUAUGGAUGACCCGUUAUUGCAAAUUUAGUUACAUAAUAUUCUAAUGAAUAAUAGAACUUUAAAAGGACCUUUCCAAAUUUGAUUAUAUUGUAGGUCUACUAAGGUCUUGUUGGAAUUAUUUUUAUCAAAUGAAAAUUUAAUAUUUAAUUAAUAAUGUAGGUGCAAUUUUUUUUUUUGAUUAAUUAAAAUUCUCCAGGCAGAUUGGUCUACCUUUGCAAAUAUUGUUUAACAACUUUUUCCUAACAUUUGAUGUGGUUUGGCUAAAUAAAAAGUCUGUGUCCAUAA